Molecule: messenger RNA, 4178 nt
Organism: Nycticebus coucang (slow loris)
Lineage: Eukaryota; Metazoa; Chordata; Mammalia; Primates; Lorisidae
Gene: SELENON
Product: selenoprotein N
Exons: 12
Biological process (GO): calcium ion homeostasis; skeletal muscle fiber development
Cellular component (GO): endoplasmic reticulum membrane
Molecular function (GO): calcium ion binding
Source: RefSeq, a predicted model, not a curated record
CCGGGCCCCGGGCCGCCCCGCCCCCGGCCCCGCCUGCGCUGACCCGAGUCGCGUCUGGGCUGCCGAGAGCCGCCGCCAGCCGCCGCCAUGGGCCGGGCCCGGCCGGGCGAGCGCGGGCAGCGCAGCCCCAGCCCCGGCCCCGGGCCCGCCGAGCCGCCGCGCCGCCGCGCCCGCACCCGCGCCCUGGCGCUGCUCGGAGCCCUGGUGGCCGCCGCCGCCGCCGCCGCCGCUGCCCGGGCCUGCGCCCGCCACGCCGAGGCCCAGGCGGCCGCGCGGCAGGAAUCUGCACUGAAGGCCCUGGGGACAGACGGACUUUUCCUCUUUUCUUCCCUGGACACUGAUCGGGAUAUGUACAUCAGCCCGGAGGAGUUCAAACCCAUUGCUGAGAAGCUGACAGGGUCAACUCCUGCAGCCAGCUACGAGGAGGAGGAGCUUCCCCCCGACCCCAGUGAGGAGAUACUCACGAUAGAAGCCCGAUUCCAGCCUCUGCUCCCAGAGACCAUGACCAAGAGCAAAGAUGGGUUUCUAGGGGUCUCUCGUCUCGCGCUGUCUGGCCUCCACAACUGGACAACCGCAGCCUUGCCAAGUGCAGUGUUUGCCGCCCGCCACUUCCAGCCCUUCCUUCCCCCUCCAGGCCAGGAGCUGGGCGAACCAUGGUGGAUCAUCCCCAGUGAGCUGAGUGUCUUUACUGGCUAUUUGUCCAACAACCGUUUCUACCCACCACCACCCAAGGGCAAGGAGGUCAUCAUCCACCGGCUUCUGAGCAUGUUCCACCCUCGGCCCUUUGUGAAGACCCGCUUUGCCCCUCAGGGGGCUGUGGCCUGCCUGACGGCCAUCAGCGACUUCUACUACACUGUAAUGUUCCGGAUCCACGCCGAAUUCCAGCUCAGCGAGCCACCCGACUUCCCCUUUUGGUUCUCCCCUGGCCAGUUCACUGGCCACAUCAUCCUCUCCAAAGAUGCCACCCAUGUUCGUGACUUCCGGCUCUUCGUGCCCAACCACAGGUCUCUGAAUGUGGACAUGGAGUGGCUAUAUGGGGCCAGUGAAAGCAGCAACAUGGAGGUGGACAUCGGAUACAUACCCCAGAUGGAGCUGGAGGCCAUAGGCCCCUCAGUGCCCUCCGUGAUCCUGGACAAAGAUGGCAACGUGAUCAAUAGCCACCUUCCCUCCGGGGAGCCCCUCCAGUUUGUGUUUGAGGAGAUCAAGUGGCAGCAGGAGCUGAGCUGGGAGGAGGCCGCCCGGCGCCUGGAGGUGGCCAUGUACCCCUUCAAGAAGGUCACCUACCUGCCGUUUACCGAGGCCUUCGACCGAGCCAAGGCUGAGAAUAAGCUGGUACACUCGAUCCUGCUGUGGGGGGCCCUGGACGACCAGUCCUGCUGAGGUUCAGGGCGGACUCUCCGGGAGACGGUCCUGGAAAGUUCGCCCAUCCUCACCCUCCUCAAUGAGAGUUUUAUCAGCACCUGGUCCCUAGUGAAGGAGCUGGAGGACCUGCAGAACAACCAGGAGAACCCGUCCCACAGGAAGCUGGCUAGCCUGCACCUGGAGAAAUACAGCUUCCCCGUGGAGAUGAUGAUCUGCCUGCCCAAUGGCACUGUGGUCCAUCACAUCAAUGCCAACUACUUCCUGGACAUCACCUCUAUGAAGCCUGAGGACAUCGAGAACAACAUCUUCAGCUUCUCGUCCACCUUUGAAGACCCGUCCACAGCCACCUACAUGCAGUUCCUAAAGGAGGGACUCCAGCGGGGCCUGCCCCUCCUCCAGACCUAGCGUGUCUACUGGGCAAUGUCAUGGACAAGCCCUCACGCCCCAGGGCCAGAGUGGUCCUCGGCACAUUUCAGCCUACAGACACUGCCCUCCCCCACCCCACUCAUAGGCUGUCUGGUGGGGUCCAGAGUCAACUGAAGGUGGCCAUCCUCGCUUUGCCUCCAGGGUGGUGGGUAGACAAGGAGUGCCUGGGAUGACUGGGUGGAUCAGACGCUGACUGCCACCAUCACCCCUUUCCUACCCACCUUGCUUCAGAAGCUGCUUGGGACCCCAUGCCAAAUCGGGGCCGGGUGAUCUCCCUGGACCUCAGCCAGCCAGUCACAUAGUCCAGGCCCUUGGGGGGUGAAGAAUAGGAGGGCAGAGUGGGCUGGGAAGACAGCCACGCUCUUUCCUUGCUUUCACCCCCCACCCCCCACAAAGAAACAUCAAGAGUCCUCAGCCAACGAGGGGGCUAGGCUUCCAGAGCAGCACUCCUGUUUGUCCAGACUAGACCAGCAGUUCUCAACCUGUGGGUCACGACUGCGUAGUAGUUCUCAACCUUCCUAAUACAGUUCCUCGUGUUGUGGUGACCCCCAACCAUAAAAUUAUUUUUGUUGCUACUUUAUAACUGUAAUUUUGCUACUGUUAUGAAUCAUAAUGUAAAUAUCUGAUAUGCAGGAGGUAUUUUCAUUGUUAAAAAGGGGUCGUGACCCACAGGUUGAGAACCGCUGGUCUAGAGCUUUCUUUCCUGGCCAUACCCUCCUGUGCCUGACGUCCACAGCUGGGGUCAGCCUGAACUGGAGACAGACUUCUGAGCCUCUUUCAGAAGUAGAAAUUAUGUUGUCCCUUGCUACCCCAGACCAUGUCACUCACCUAAUGACUAGACUCUAGAACUGAAGUCGGGAGUUGCUGAGGGCCCCUGUCUGGGGAAGUUUACUGUAAAGUAGGCUUCUGCACGGAGAGGUGCCUGGGGCCCACGGCCAGGGAACUCUACCGCCUGUCCCAGACCCCAGCUCCACAAGAGUACAGCCCAGCUAAAGAACAAAGCUUCCCGUGGAACUGGUGCUGUCCCCUGGGGGUGCCCCAAGCCCACCCAUCUACCAUGGGUGGCUGUUGAUUGUCCUUAGUCACUAUGGGGCUUUGGUCCACAUCCUGAGCCACCAACUACAGCCAGUCUUUUUUUAUACAUGCAGAAAAGAUUUUUUACGUGACCUUUCUCACAAUUUCUAGGUAUUUUUUAUAACCCCUGUGCUGAGGAGAAAGAAGGGGGCAAUGGCUUCCCCCAGCAGCAGCCCCAUGACAGCUGGAUCUGAAAUCCUAGAUGGAUCCAGCUUGAUGUCUGUGCAGUUGCACAUGUGGGAAGAAGUAUUCCUCUUCCUUCUCUUCCAGCUUUUUAAAAAUAGCCCUCAGAGGAUCAGUGUACCUACAUUGUACUUAGAGGACUCCCUUCUGUCCUCCACCCAGGCCUAAGAGACAUCUUUGGACUUUUCUUUCAUUAAGGUCUUGAAGUGAGGCUGCACCCCAUGCGCCCAGUUCUCUCCCCAACCCCUCAGCCCACCAGGGACUCACUCUUCAACCCAACAGAGGAAGAAGGAAGGUAGACGUGUGCUUGGACACUGGUUGGACUGCCCAUCAGCCGAGUCCCCGGCCUGCCAUGGGAGUGUCCACUAAGCCUUCCUCACAGUCAAGUCUAUUUUUUUUUUUUUUUGAGCCAAAGCGAGUAUUGUUCUCAAUUUUGUAUCCAGUGUAAUAAGAGCAACCAGUUAUCAAGAAGCCUUCUCUAUCUGGGGCCCGUCACUAACACAGUACUUUUUCAUUUAGUCUUCACAACAAGCCUGUAAGGGAUGCUGUUAAUUGUUCCCAGUUUGUAGAUGAAGAAUCUUGAUUCUCAGGAAAGUGAAGUGACUUGCCCAAGGUCACUCAGAGUGGUAGAGUUGAGAUUCAAACCCACAUGUGCCUCUGAAGCCUGUUUCCUGAGUUGGGGUAUGGUGUUUCCCUAAAGGUGGAGAGGAAAACCAGGAUGUCCCAUUCCCCUCUGAUCUCCAGACCUAGUGGGGCAUGAGCCAGUGAGGCCAGCCAGGUUCUGUGUCCUGUUGGGAGGCAGUGCUCCCACACCCCUGUAGGAGAGAAGGCACCUGAGCCCUGCUGUGUGCCUCCAUCCUCUUGUCAGGCAUGGGAUCCUAUGCCUUGAGCCUCCCACCCCAGCCUGCCCUUCUGCUGCUGUUGCUCAGGGAGGAACUAGGGACAACUCCACAUCAAUCAUGUAAGGCUCUGAUUGCUUGGGUUUUCUGAAUCUUCCUCUGAUGCCUCUGCCUGGUCCCCAUCAUCCCUCAAGGCUCAUGGUGGGACAGAGCCCCCGGCUGCCCUCUUGUCACCCCUCUGCCACUUCCUUCCUCUGUCCUUAACAUGUGCUAUAAUAAAACUAAAGAGACUAG